Amphibalanus amphitrite is the source of this 1362-nucleotide messenger RNA. RefSeq names its product sulfotransferase family cytosolic 1B member 1-like. NCBI's taxonomy places the organism in Eukaryota, Metazoa, Arthropoda, Thecostraca, Balanomorpha, Balanidae. Gene Ontology annotation, cellular component: cytoplasm. The record is from RefSeq and is a predicted model, not a curated record. Gene Ontology annotation, biological process: sulfation. Gene Ontology annotation, molecular function: sulfotransferase activity. The coding region runs from base 207 to 1151 and encodes 314 amino acids. The transcript has 2 exons.
CCACUCAGUUCUAGAUUCACCUCCGUGUGGUGCAGAGCGGAGUGAAGCGUGCCGAGGGACAAACGGAGCAUCACGCAUCCAUAUCAUACAGUGGCAGAAGUACGAAAAGUGACACUGCAUAGUGUGGGUGACUUGAAUACUGCUAAGCGUGACACAGCAAAGGCUGACACUCGUUGGAAGAUAAACAGCGCCGCGGAACUAAGAGUAUGUCCACUGAGCCAGCAACACCACCAGAAGAGAUCACCAUUCCGGAGGAAUGGCACUCACUGCCGAGCGAUCCCAACUACAAAUUUCCCGGCUAUUGCACGUUCAAGUACCGUGGAGCCACAAUGAGCAGCACUCAUCUCCAAUGGGGUGUUAUGCAACAGUUGGAGCAGUUUCGAGGCAGAAGCUCCGAUAUCAUCGUGGCCAGCUUUCCCAAGUCGGGCACCACUUGGCUGCAGGAAAUCGUGUGGCGUGUCACCCACCACCAGUCAAUGGCUGGCGAGAAAGGACCAAAGACUUGCUUGGAGUACCGAUUCCCUCUGCUAGAAAUGCAAUCUCAGGAAAAACUCAUGGAAAUGGCAUCUUGGGCUGACAUGACGGACCAACGAUUCAUCAAGACGCAUCUGCACUAUCAUAUGCUACCAGAAAGCGUUAAGACGAGUGAAGCCAAAGUGCUCUACGUGCAUCGUGAUGUGAGAGAUGUUUGCGUUUCCUUCUACCAUUUCUCGAGAAUGAUCAAUGUUCACAAGUACCGUGGCACCUUCGCAGACUUUCGUGACAGUUUCAUGCGGGACGCUCUUAUGUUCUGCCCAUACCGUGAGCACGUGAAGGGCUACCUGGAGCACUCGGACACUGUGCUCUGUCUCACGUACGAGCAGAUGCACCAGGAUCGCGGCUCGGUCGUCCGCAAGGUGGCCGACUUCCUGGGCGUCUCCCUGAGCGACGCCGACGUCGACGAUAUCGUGAAGAACACCAGCUUCGAAGUGAUGAAGGCGAAUCCGGACACCAACUUCCGCCAGUGGGAGGACAGCGGCAUGGUGUCCGGCACCGAGGAAGGCACCUUCAUGAGAAAGGGGAUGGUGGGCGACUGGAGAAACUACUUCACCGAGGAGGAGAGUGAAGCCUUCUUGAAGUGGAGGAACGAAGAGGUCGCUUCACUGGAGUAGCAACUCUGCAUGCUAGGAAAGACAAUCUGUGCGCAGAAUUCAUUUAACUGAAGCAUAUAUAUUAUAGUUAGGUAUACGAGUAUACUCUUGAGGCAGAAACUGUCGCCUAUUUUUAGGUUGGAGAAGCUGCGAAAUAUUUAGUUCAAUGUUUAUUGGUUAUAUUCACGUAACUCGGAGUUCUGUCUUAAUAAAAGCGAAAUAUUUCAUCGAA